GAGAAAUGAUUCUUCGUCGGAAAGUGGCGCAACGAGAAGCUGCUGCUCCUCCUCCUGCAUUACUAAUAUUGCCCUCGAAGAUGUCCGAGCUCACUGGAGUGGCAUCGUGACCUGUGAGGGAGUCGACGUAUUUCGGUUCUUGGAAUCAUCGGGUUUACAACUCAACAUUCAUUUUAAUCUGCACAUAACUUGCAACUGAUUUUCAAGGAGAACAUUAUUAAAUUUCAGCUCAAACUGUCUCUCUUAGAAAAACUAUUUGUUCCUUUUUCUUUUUUUUUGUGGGUGGGUUUCUGUCGGGUUCAUUUGUCCGACUCCGACCGACACAAGUCAACUCGGGUGACGAGUCAACUCCAAUUUCAGCCGGAGAAACUUCGACAGGUAGAAAUUGUCGUCGUCUGACGAUGUUCUCUUCUCUGUUCUGCUGGGAGCAGUAAGCCGUGAGACGAACCAGAGAGAGAUGGUUGCCCGGAGGUUUCAGGUCCGCCACGAUGGUGCCGAUUACGACCUUGAGUACGACACCGAUAACGGCCUCGAAGUCUUCAGAUUCCAGCUCUUCUCGCUCACCUCAAUUCCUCCCGACGAGCAGAAGAUCCUUGGAGCUGAGAAUGAUCAAGUCGUCUCCGAAGAUUCCGAUCUCCUCACCAUGUGCGACAAGCUCCAGCUGGUGUCAAUCGACGAAGAAGCAGAAGAGAAGUCCAAAGAGCGGAAAGAAGCGACACCCGCCGAUCAAGGGACUACCAGCAGUGAUGCUGAGUGGUUGAAAUCCGAUGAGGAAUUGGCCCGAAUGCUGCAAGCAGAGGAGGAAGCUUUGUUGAUGCAGCAGUAUGCUGUAGGGGGAAAUACAGGGCAAAUGGAGGAGAGGUUAAGACCUUAUAUCGGCCAAGUUCAAAUGUAUGAGGAUCCUAAGCGUCAGGAAGCAGCUCGAAGGACAGUACCUUUGGAAGAGCUUGAGGAGAAGGCCUUGGUAUCUCUGGCCAAGGAGGGGAAGUUCAAACCAUCGAAAGCGGAACAGGACCAGGCUUUCUUGCUGCAGCUUCUUUACUGGUUCAAACAGUCCUUCAGAUGGGUUAAUGCUCCUUCCUGUGAAAGCUGUGGGAGUGAAACAAUAAGUCAAGGCAUGGGCUCUCCAGUCCCUUCAGAGCUUCUAUAUGGUGCUUCUCGAGUUGAGCUAUAUAGAUGUAGAUAUUGCUUAAGAACGACUCGUUUUCCAAGAUACAAUGAUCCACUGAAGCUUCUGGAAACUAGAAGGGGCCGCUGUGGGGAGUGGGCUAACUGCUUUACACUGUAUUGCAGAGCUUUUGGUUAUGACUCCCGUCUGGUUUUGGAUUUUACUGAUCACGUUUGGACUGAGUGCUUCUCAGAAUAUUUGGGAAGAUGGAUGCAUCUUGAUUCUUGUGAAGCAGUGUAUGACAAACCUCUGUUAUAUGAAAAAGGCUGGAACAAAAAACUGAAUUAUGCAUUUGGCAUUGCGAGAGAUGGGGUAUAUGAUGUUACUAAGCGUUACACAAGGAAGUGGCACGAGGUUUUGACUCGAAGAAACCUAAUCACAGAAUCUGCUCUCCCUGGUCUUCUCAAUAAGUUGACUGGAGAAUGUCGGAGAAGUUUCCCUUCUCAAGCACUCUCCUCACUAGUAGAUCGUGAGAGAAGAGAAGCAGAAUCACUCGAAAGAGAUUUACAUUCCUCAGAUGAUCCCUCGGUUUCAUUGCCUGGAAGGCAAAGUGGAGACAAGCAAUGGCGGAUGUCGAGAGCAGAAAUUGGUCCUGAAGACAAUAAUAGCUCUGUGACCUGUUCUUCUUGCCCAGUUCGUACUUGCAUGGACGAGCAUGUGACGAGGAUUUACAAUUCACUCUCUCCUCUCCUCUCUCACUUUGCUGAAAAUCCUGUUUCUCAACUUACGGCUGUUGAAGUACUGAUCACUUUUAAGGAACUGUUAAUGAAGAUGAGGAGUUUGCCUUUCAAAACGAGAAGAGUGCCCCUUGAUUCCUUACCAAUCAGCAAGGCAUCGUUUGUGAACGAGCUGCUUCCUUCUUUUGAUGAGUUACUUAAUGCGCUCUCCCUGAAAUUAGACAAUUCUGAUGGGAAGAUUGAGAUCUGUUUGGCUGGUGAUCCUGUAAGAACCGCAUUGGUGCUGCCUGUUGUGUUGGAUGCGUUGGACGAUGCAAUCACUAAUCUAAAAAAUUGCAAAAAUCUUACCAAGGAUAUUCUGUGCUUGCCAUUGGUUAAGGUGAACAGAAUACAUUCAGGUUCGGUCCUUGCAAGUGGUGAGGAAAUACCUCUUGGAAUUGCCACAUCAGCAUUCGAUGGAACUCGUGAGACUAAGUGGGAAGAACCAAAUGGUGCAAAAGGGUGCUGGCUCAUUUAUAAAGUACCCAGAAACAAGGCGGAGGAACUUGUGGCAUAUGAGCUAAUGUCUGCGAAUGAUGUUCCCGAGAGAGACCCAAUGGAUUGGGUCAUUGAGGGAAGUGACGAUAGCGGUGACAGCUGGCGUGUUUUGGACAGACAAACCUCCCAGCUGUUUGAAAAUCGAUUCCAACGGAAAACAUUCCUGAUCAAAUCGACGGGUCUUCUGUCUAAUGCUUUCAGGUUUAGGUUUCUAGCCGUAAGGGACUCUCAAUCGAACCCUAGGCUGCAAAUCGGUAGCAUCGACCUGUAUGCACGGGGCAGCUGACAAACCAUAAAGAUUUGACAAACCAAAGACACGUUUAUUGAAGAAGCGAAUAAACCUCUACUGUGCUCUGCAGAAUUUGAUCAGGAUUCUGCAUUGAUUCUCUCCUCUUCAAUUAUUUAUCAACAGAAGAGGAAAGCAGGGAAAUUGGAAGAAAACAGCAAUGGCAAGUCUGGUAUUCGAUUGUUGCAUAGUUCAGUUAUCGCCUCGGCUUCUUCGAAGGAGGAAAUUGCCUACUGACGGAUUGUUGUAUGUUGGCAAGUUCAUGUUUGAUAUCAGUGUUAUUGAUCUUUACUACUAUGGCAUUCAGCUUCUGAAAAUGGCUGAGAUUUAAAUC
Molecule: messenger RNA, 3002 nt
Organism: Punica granatum (pomegranate)
Lineage: Eukaryota; Viridiplantae; Streptophyta; Magnoliopsida; Myrtales; Lythraceae
Source: RefSeq, a predicted model, not a curated record